GCCAUGUCGCGCAAGCGCAGUCUUCCGCUCUAACAUUCCCGACUGGCUGUUCUUUUAAUAGACUGGGGUGUGUGCCGUUGAGAAAGGAGGAGCGGGUGCUGGUUUUGUUUCUGUGUUUCUGUGUGGGCGGGCCUUAUUGGGUGGGGUGUUUUCCCCCCCUCCCUGUUCUGUCCUUUCUUCCUCGUUUUCCCCUCUUCCGUAGUGCGCAUGCGCCCCUCCGCGAGCCAGUAGGAAGGGGGCGUGUCCGCGCGGGCGUGUCCGCGCGGGCGCAGUGGGUUCCGCUGGGAAGCGGCGGUGCCAGUUGUCGUCAGUCGGUCAGUGCCGCCGCCUCGCUCGGAGCUGGGCGCUCCUUCUCCUCACACGGAAACGCCGCACGCACGCACCGUCCGCCCCGCGCCAGAGCAAAUAGCAUGGUGGAUUAUCACACAGCCGGGCAACCCUCGUAUCAGUACGGCGGCAACGGGCCGGGCAUCGGCGACUAUAUGGCCCAAGAGGACGACUGGGACCGGGACCUCCUGCUCGACCCUGCCUGGGAGAAGCAGCAGCGCAAGACUUUCACAGCAUGGUGCAAUUCCCACCUGCGGAAAGCCGGCACACAGAUCGAGAAUAUCGACGAAGAUUUCCGGGAUGGCCUGAAGCUUAUGUUGCUACUGGAGGUCAUUUCAGGGGAACGGUUACCGAAACCUGAGAGAGGAAAAAUGAGAGUGCAUAAGAUCAACAAUGUGAAUAAAGCUCUUGAUUUCAUUGCAAGCAAAGGAGUCAAGCUGGUUUCCAUAGGAGCUGAAGAAAUCGUCGAUGGCAAUGCAAAGAUGACCCUUGGCAUGAUCUGGACCAUCAUCCUCAGAUUUGCCAUUCAGGACAUCUCUGUGGAAGAGACUUCGGCCAAGGAAGGCUUGUUGCUCUGGUGCCAGAGGAAGACUGCUCCCUACAAGAACGUGAAUGUGCAGAACUUCCACAUCAGCUGGAAGGAUGGCCUUGCUUUUAAUGCCUUGAUCCACAGACACAGACCAGAACUCAUUGAGUAUGACAAGCUCAGAAAGGAUGAUCCAGUCACGAAUCUGAACAAUGCUUUUGAGGUCGCGGAGAAAUACCUCGACAUUCCCAAGAUGUUGGAUGCAGAAGACAUUGUCAACACGGCCCGGCCUGAUGAGAAGGCUAUUAUGACUUAUGUGUCCAGCUUCUACCAUGCCUUCUCUGGCGCUCAGAAGGCUGAGACGGCUGCAAACAGGAUAUGCAAAGUGUUGGCAGUGAACCAGGAGAACGAGCACCUGAUGGAAGACUAUGAGAAGCUGGCUUCUGAUCUGCUGGAGUGGAUUCAACGCACUAUUCCCUGGCUGGAGAACCGUGUUCCACAGAAGACCAUACAAGAAAUGCAGCAGAAGUUGGAGGAUUUUCGUGACUACCGGAGGGUCCAUAAACCCCCCAAGGUGCAGGAGAAGUGUCAGCUGGAGAUCAACUUCAACACCUUGCAGACCAAGCUGCGGCUAAGCAACCGGCCGGCCUUCAUGCCCUCCGAGGGAAAAAUGGUCUCGGAUAUCAAUAAUGGCUGGCAGCACUUGGAGCAGGCAGAGAAAGGGUAUGAAGAGUGGCUGCUGAAUGAGAUCCGGAGGCUGGAAAGGUUGGACCACUUGGCUGAGAAGUUCAGGCAGAAGGCGUCAAUCCAUGAAUCCUGGACCGAAGGUAAAGAGGCCAUGCUGAGGCAGAAGGACUACGAGACAGCCACUCUGUCAGACAUCAAGGCCCUGAUCAGGAAGCACGAGGCUUUUGAGAGUGACCUGGCGGCUCACCAGGACCGCGUGGAGCAGAUUGCGGCAAUUGCCCAGGAGCUCAAUGAGCUGGACUACUACGACUCUCCCAGCGUCAAUGCCCGGUGCCAGAAGAUUUGUGACCAGUGGGACUCGCUAGGAUCCUUGACCCACACACGAAGGGAAGCCUUGGAGAAAACUGAGAAGCAGCUGGAGACCAUUGACCAGCUCCACUUGGAGUAUGCCAAGAGGGCAGCGCCCUUCAACAACUGGAUGGAGAGCGCCAUGGAGGACCUGCAGGACAUGUUCAUCGUCCACACCAUCGAGGAGAUCGAGGGCCUGAUUGCAGCCCACGACCAGUUCAAAUCCACCCUGCCCGAUGCAGACAAAGAGCGCGAGGCCAUCCUGGGUAUCCAGAGCGAAGCCCAGAGGAUCGCAGACUACAAUAACAUCAAACUCUCCGGGAACAACCCUUACACGUCUGUCACUCCGCAGAUCAUCAACUCCAAGUGGGAAAGGGUCCAGCAGCUGGUGCCGAAGCGGGACCACGCCCUGCAGGACGAGCAGAGCAAGCAGCAGUCCAACGAACACUUGCGCCGACAGUUUGCCAGCCAGGCCAACAUUGUGGGGCCCUGGAUCCAGACCAAAAUGGAGGAGAUCGGACGCAUCUCCAUCGAGAUGAACGGGACCCUGGAAGACCAGCUGAACCACCUCAAGCAGUACGAGCAGAGCAUUGUGGAUUACAAGCCCAACAUUGACAUCCUGGAGCAGCAGCACCAGCUCAUCCAAGAGGCGCUCAUCUUCGACAACAAGCACACCAACUACACCAUGGAGCAUAUCCGUGUCGGGUGGGAGCAGCUCCUAACCACCAUUGCCCGGACCAUCAACGAAGUAGAGAACCAAAUCCUUACCCGGGACGCCAAAGGGAUCAGCCAAGAGCAGAUGCAGGAGUUCCGGGCCUCCUUCAACCACUUCGAUAAGGACCACGGCGGCUCCCUGGGACCCGAGGAGUUCAAAGCCUGCCUCAUCAGCUUGGGAUACGAUGUGGAAAAUGACAGACAGAAGCGCACGGGCAGCAUGGACGCAGAUGACUACCGAGCCCUCCUUAUCUCCACAGGAUACAGCCUGGGAGAUGCAGAAUUCAACCGGAUCAUGAGUGUCGUGGAUCCCAACAACAGCGGUGUUGUAACUUUCCAAGCCUUCAUUGACUUCAUGUCCCGGGAGACCACUGACACAGACACGGCUGACCAGGUCAUUGCCUCCUUCAAGGUCCUGGCCGGAGACAAGAACUACAUCACAGCAGAGGAGCUGCGGCGAGAGCUUCCCCCAGACCAGGCUGAGUACUGCAUUGCCCGCAUGGCACCUUACCAGGGUCCUGAUGCCAUCCCCGGGGCCCUCGACUACAAGUCUUUCUCCACGGCGCUGUAUGGAGAGAGUGACCUGUGAGGCGGAGCUGGAGGCAGCGGCGACGGCGGCAACAGCAAGCACUGGCGCUUCUUUGGAAGGAAGGGGGGAGCAAAAGUUUGAUUUUUUUUCCCUCCCCACACUGUGUUCCCUCUCUCUCUCCCUCUCUCUCUCUCUCUCCCUCCCUCCCUCCCUCUCUCUCUCUCUCUCAUACACGCACACACAGAGCAAUGGGGACAUUGCCCUUUCUCCGAAGACAGAAAGCUGCCUCUGCGCUGGGAGACCCUGGGAGCUGCCCUGUGUAACGGCUCCUCCCCACCCCACCCCCGCCUUGCCCACCAUUGCAUAUUCUGCAAACACUGCUACCUAUGCAACAGUCGUUAUUCUUUCCUUUCCCAAAUUCCGGAGCAGCAGGGAAGCUUGGCCUCUCCUUAUUCUCCAUGGCAUUUGCAAGGGAGGGGGAGAAGGGCAAGUUCCUAGGGCCAUUCAGUGACGGGAAAGAGUCCAGGAAGCAUCCCAGUAGUCGCGCUUCAGAUGGCUAUUUUUGUUAUAUAUAGAUCCCAUUCUAUUUUUCCCCCUGCUGAUGUUAACUGGGCGCUCUGGUGGUGGGUGUGGGCUGGAGAAUCCGACUGUUGGCUGGCAUGUUCUCUGAAGCUGGGUCCCUUCCCCCCACCCCCAACAUCACUUGGGGUCGCUCUCUUUUAAUUUAUGUGUCUGGGUAGCCAAAGCUCUAGCCUUGGGUCCAUGGUGCGUUGACACCCUGUGUGAUCCAGAUCCAGAGGACUGCUGGGAUCCACUUUCUUGCUUUCUCUUUUUAAUGCAGAACCUGGAUACCUCAUUCCUUUUCCAGAUCCUUUAGCUAGCUGUGCUAGGCAGUUUGGGCAGAGCCUCUCUCUCUUCCCCCCAUAACACCUGCCCGCCACUUUACAUCCUUUAGCAAUGCAAACACGCCCCAGAGGUGGGCACUUUUGGACUUCUGAUCCAAACUCACAAUUUCUGCACAGGCAAGUGAUGCUAUUAGUUUGACUCAGAAGGGCUUGUCAUGUCAGACCGAGACGGCUCCUGUAAUCAGCACCCUCUUUAUUCGCAUCCUGAUUGGGUUCACAUCUGUCUUUUGUCCCUCACUUGCUUUUGAAGAAAUUGGUUGCCUUCCAAUUUGGGGCUAGGCUAUUUGGAGGGGAGAGCGGGCGGGUUGUGUGUGUGGAGAGGGUGGUUGGGGUCUGGGAAGGGCGUGUUUGCCUUGUUGCAUUUCCCAGACUGAGCCCAUGAGUGUGGAGGCAGUGCCUCUCCUCAAAUCUCUUGCUGUUGGCUGCUGCUUCUUCCCUGACGCUUAGAGGAGAAGCCAAACCUUUUUGCAAAGAGGAUCUGCCUGUCGGACACUUCCAUCCUCUUUCACACGCUCGGCCUGUCUCCGGUUUUAUAAAUCCACAGACACCCUUCCUUUCCUCCCUACUUGGCAAGUCACCCAAAGCCACUUCUGUAACCAUGUUUGGAAGUAACAUUUAUCUUAGCAAUACUGGCACAAUUUUGUGGGUGAAGCACAUGAACAAGGCUGGUAGUUUAUGAGAAGCAGAUUCAUAGAUGCAAGGAGGAAGGGGUUUGAACUUCCUCAAGUAGGGAAGAAUGUUCCUAGGAGCUGGACAUCAGUCUUAAAAGCAGGUUGCCCCCCCCCCGGGGGGAAUAGAUUUGCCUUGUUUCCACUUUUCGACACUAUGGGGGUUGUGUGUGCUGGUGUGUUGGAGUGGGGAGCGAGGUUGUUGAUUGAACGGGGAUCAUAAAUAACUACAGGUGCUUUUGGAAGGAGAUCUUGAUUGGCAUCUGGAAAGAAGGGGAGAACCCCAAGAUCUUGUUUGGCAGCAUCCUUAGCCUGUGGUUGACCCAGGCAGGAUAUCAGGCUGCAAAAUGGGAUGGGAGCCCAAAGCAGUAAAACCUCUUUCGGGGUGCCUCAGGCUGAUUGGUUCCCUCCUCCUUCUUGCCCGUAGGACAGGAGCGACUCACUCAUUCAGUCUUCCUCUUUUCCGCCUCACUCUGUACAACCUUUAAAAAUCCAUUGCUUCACUGCUUUAUAUAUAUAUUAUAUAUAUAUAUAUAUCUAUUUUUUUGUAAUUUCUUCAUCAUGGUGCAGGGUUUUCUGAGGACCAAAUUUAAACGAAAGAGAACCUUGCAGAGGUCUUUUUUUAAAAAAUGAGAGAAAUUAAAAACACGGCAAACUCUUGCAAUUUAAUAACAUCCAGAUUUAUUAUUAAAUAUAUAUAUAUACAUCUAGCAUCGUAUAUUGCCGACAGGUGGUGUGUGUUUGUUUUUUUGGUCUUUUUCCUUUUAUCAUGUCAUUAAAGUUACAGCUGACUGUAGCACUGGAGAAACUGUCACAUUCCCACACCUUUUUUUUUUUUUUUUUGGCAUCUUUUUCAUUUCGGUUCUGUCUUUGUUGUUGGAGAAGGUUUCACUUAUUUUAUUGCGUUUGCUACUGGAUGCCUACCCUGCAGAGGACAGGCACUUCAGCCAAUAGGGAGUAGCCGGCUUCUGUCUGUGUCUGUUCCUCAUCAAGUCUGUUCUACAACUUCCAAGCUUUCCGGGGAAACCAGCCCUCCUCCCUCUUGGGAACAAGUCAAUAAAAUGUAAUAUUUUUAAGGA
This is a messenger RNA of Rhineura floridana, 5783 nucleotides long. RefSeq names its product actinin alpha 4 (gene ACTN4). Gene Ontology annotation, biological process: actin cytoskeleton organization; muscle cell development. Gene Ontology annotation, cellular component: plasma membrane; cell junction; cell projection. Lineage: Eukaryota; Metazoa; Chordata; Lepidosauria; Squamata; Rhineuridae. The coding region runs from base 411 to 3191 and encodes 926 amino acids. The transcript has 22 exons. Gene Ontology annotation, molecular function: actin filament binding; calcium ion binding. The record is from RefSeq and is a predicted model, not a curated record.